CGACGACCCGCCAUGGACAUUAUGGACCUUAAUCAACUAUCCCCCCGCGCAGAAUGGCGACAACUACCCCAGAUCCCACGAAACCCGUCCCCGUCGAGUCGUCGGAAGAGGUUUCCAAGAUUCAGGAUGUCUCCGAUCUGGGCGCCGUCAUCGACUCGCGGGCCGAGCGAUCUCUGGUGUGGAAGUUCGAUCUGCGCAUCCUGCCGGUGCUGGCUAUCAUGUACCUGUUCAACAGUCUCGACAAAUCCAACCUGGGCAAUGCCAAAACGGCCGGUCUAGAAGAAACCCUCAACCUCAAAGGUGGACAGUACAACAUGAUUCUCAGCAUCUUCUUCAUUCCCUACGUCUUGACGGCCCCCUUCCUCGGAAUCCUCGGCAAGAAAUACGGCCCCAACGUGGUGCUGCCCUGCAUGAUGUUCAGCUUCGGCUUGUGUACAAUUCUGGUGGUGGCCGUCUUCAACUUCGGCGGGCUGUUGGCCAUCCGAUGGUUCCUGGGCAUGGCUGAGAGUGCUUUCUUCCCUCUUGUCAUCUACUAUCUCACCACAUUCUACCGUCGUGGAGAACUCGCCCGGCGCCUGGCUAUCUUCUACGCUGCACAGAGCAUCGCAUCCGCCUUCUCCGGGCUGCUGGCUUUCGGUGUCUUCCAGAUCAAGUCCGGUCCCCUGGCCGAAUGGCGCUAUCUCUUCCUCAUCGAGGGCGGUGGCACCGUGCUUUUCGCCGCCUUUGCCUUCUGGUAUCUGCCUCUCUCCGCAUCAGAAGCAUCCUUCCUUUCCUUCGAAGAGCGAGAACUCGCAUACCUCCGACUACAGAUCGACAGUUCCGCCGUGGUGAACGAGAAACUAAACAUUCGCGACGCUCUGCGAGUGUUCAAGCAGCCCACUAGCUGGGCCAUCAUCGCCAUCCAGAUCUGCCUCGGCGUGCCUCUGCAGUCCGUGCAGCUCUUCCUGCCGCAGAUCAUCCAACGCCUCGGCUACGGCACCGUCAAAACAAACCUCUACACCGUGGCGCCCAACGUCUCCGGCGCCGUGGUCCUGCUUAUCCUCGCCUUCUGCAGUGACUGGACCCGGUGGCGCUUCCCGUUCGUGGCCCUGGGGUUCCUGUUCACGUUCAUCGGCUUCGUCAUCUACUCCUCCAUCGAUGUCGAGGCCUCGCUUGGUGUCGCGUACUUUGCCUCGUUCAUGAUGACGUGGGGAACCUCGGCGCCGUCGGUCCUUCUGGACGUGUGGUAUAACAAUAACAUUGCCAAUGAAGGACGACGCAUGCUGCUAACGAGUAUUGCCGUCCCCAUGGCCAACCUGAUGGGCGUUGUCAGCUCGAAUAUCUUCCGCAACCAGGAUGCGCCCAAGUACUUCCCCGCGCUGAUCACGACGGCGGCGUUCGGCGGGACAGGCAUCCUGUUGACGCUGUUGUUGGGGCUGUGGAUGAUGAUGGAUAACAAGCGCCGGAAUUCUCGACAGGGCUUGAAUCUGCGGGCGCAGGACGUCCCGACGGAAAGACUGCGAGAUGGUCCGGACAGUCCGGAUUUCCGGUGGUGUUAUUAGAUGGGGUUGGACUGGAUAUAAUUAAUGAGCUAGAUUUUAAUGAGUAUGAACAAUAGAAUUUUGGAUUUAUUUUAUAUUUAAG
This is a messenger RNA of Aspergillus steynii IBT 23096, 1623 nucleotides long. Its product is annotated as putative MFS transporter. The record is from RefSeq and is a predicted model, not a curated record. Gene Ontology annotation, cellular component: membrane. Gene Ontology annotation, biological process: transmembrane transport. Gene Ontology annotation, molecular function: transmembrane transporter activity. The coding region runs from base 54 to 1541 and encodes 495 amino acids. The transcript is spliced from 3 exons. Lineage: Eukaryota; Fungi; Ascomycota; Eurotiomycetes; Eurotiales; Aspergillaceae.